Messenger RNA from Gastrolobium bilobum, 899 nucleotides. RefSeq names its product transcription factor bHLH162-like. The coding region runs from base 112 to 738 and encodes 208 amino acids. Gene Ontology annotation, molecular function: protein dimerization activity; RNA polymerase II transcription regulatory region sequence-specific DNA binding; DNA-binding transcription factor activity, RNA polymerase II-specific. The record is from RefSeq and is a predicted model, not a curated record. Gene Ontology annotation, cellular component: RNA polymerase II transcription regulator complex. The transcript is spliced from 3 exons. Lineage: Eukaryota; Viridiplantae; Streptophyta; Magnoliopsida; Fabales; Fabaceae. Gene Ontology annotation, biological process: regulation of transcription by RNA polymerase II.
UUCAUUUCCCCCAAUAUCAUCACCAAACCCAAACCCAAACCCAAACCAAAGUAGUUGAAGCACUACUUAGUAUAUAUAUUUGUUCUUUGUAAUAACAUAAGGAUCGAGGAGAUGAAGAAAUCAAAUACUAAUAGCGAUUCAUCAAAACUUGAUCGCAAAACAAUAGAAAGGAACCGCAGAAUUCACAUGAAAGCUCUCUGCUUCAAGCUUGUUUCUACUAUUCCUUCCAAUUACAUCAAAGCCACCAAGGACAUGCUGACACAGCAGGACCAGCUGGAUAUAGCAGCCACUUACAUAAAGCAUCUGAGAGAAAGAAUAGACAAAUUGAAGGAGAAGAAGGAGGAAGCCAUGCGCAUAUUGAUGAGAUCAAACCAACGCAAUAACAGUAUUUCCAAUAUUGGUUCAAAAUUGCCCCUACUUGAGAUAAGAGACUUGGGUUCGGGCAUUGAAGUGAUGUUGAUAAGUGGGUUGUACAAGAACUUCAUGCUCUACGAAGUAAUUACUGUCCUUGAGGAAGAAGGCGCUGAAGUUGUCACUGCAAACCACUCUACUGUUGGCGAUAAGAUUUUUUACACUUUUCAUGCUCAGGUUAAAAUAUCAAGAGUUGGUGUAGAGCCAACAAGGGUAUAUCAGAGGCUUCAGGAGUUGAUUGCACCACCAGAAAGUUGUACUAUUGGCAUGGACAACACAUUAUUAGAAAAUGACAACAUGCAUUGGGCGUUGUUAUUCGGACCAUAGCACCUUAGUUAAUGAAUCAAGCUGUGAAGGAUUAGCUACGCUGUACAAGUUUUACGGAAAAUAACUUCAAAUAAAUAAAAGAAAAAAUGUGUAUCAUUUUAAAAGAUAUAAAAUUAUAUCAUUUUAAGUGAGAGAAAAAGAUAGAUAAAAGAGAAGAAAGA